UGAUAAUGUGCAGAGUUAAGAUUAGCUUUAUUUAUGAUAGAUACAGUUGGGGCUUGCAAAUGCGUUGCCAUUCUAUUUAUUUGACCGUUCAAGUAAUCGCUUAAAAGAUACGGUAUGAUCAGAAGUACAUAUUUUGAUGUGACGACAGCCUAUUAAUUAUGUUAUGAAUUUAGUUUAUCAAAAUUGAAAUUUACACUUAACAUUAACCUUUUGAAGGAAAUCUCAGGAUAUCGGGGUUUAAUGGUUACUCCCACUAUGGAGCAAUCAAAAACAACAGCCUGGCCAAAGAUACAUGGACCAGAAAAUGUACGUUUACGGGAACAACUAGGAAGUUUUUGUAAGGACACCAGUUUCACUGCGAUAGUAAAUAUAUAUCGAGCUACAAGUGUGUUUAAAAGAUUGGCAUGGUUUCUAACAUUUUUGUUUUGUCUUGGGUGGUUAACGUUCCAAUGUUAUCAACUCUUAGACAGAUAUUUCUCAUAUCCGUCAGAUGUAAAAAUAGAAAUAAAUAGUGUGACAGAACUGGAUUUUCCUAGUGUUACUGUGUGCAAUAUGAACCCUGUCAGAUCAUCAGCUCUCUUUUCACCUCCAUUUGACCAAAUGCUAAGUUACCGGAAAGAUCAAUUUUCUGAGGGUAACAGCCUAUAUGAUGCCGCUAAGGAAAUGUUUUCGGAAGCUAUGGGAAUGGGUCCAGGGCACGAUUCGGGGUCCGGUCAGAUUAUGGGUUCGAGUUCGGAUCCAGUUAACAAUGUUAACAACUCCACAGAAGGCCACCAGAUGAUGACGACGACGACAUCAUCUACAGCCGAUUUUGAGAACUAUAUCAGUACUGGUUUUAAUCAAUGGGAUAUCCUAGACGAGAAAAGCGUGAAUGGGUUCUACAAUACGACAGAUUCAGAGUUCGAUGCUUCGUUUAAGUAUGCAUAUUUGUCAGCAAAAGUAAAUAAGAGUUUAGCUAUUUCAGUGGGACAUUCCUUGAAGACCUUCAUGAUUAGUUGCAAAUAUGGUGGAUUUCAAUGUUCGCCGCAGAACUUUACAACUUUUCACAAUCACAAGUAUGGAAACUGUUUUACAUUCAACCAUCCAGAUAAAGGAGAUUCUUUAAAAGCUAAGUUUCCUGGACCUUUAUUUGGCCUUUCACUGGAGUUAUACCUUGAACAGAGUGAAUACAUACCAGCUCUAUCUCCAGAAGCAGGUGUCAAGGUUGUUGUUCAUCCACGAAAUACCAUGCCAUUUCCUGUAGAGGAGGGUAUCUCUGUAUCACCGGGUUACGCAACAUCUAUUGGGUUAAACGCUGUUGAAAUGAUAAGAUUGGAACCUCCACACGCAGACUGUGCUACGAAAGGAUUAAUAGAGGAUAUUUAUAUGAAAAAUUUAAAGACAAAUUAUUCCAAGUUAUCGUGUAUGAAAACUUGCUACCAGAUGUUGAUUAUGGAAGAAUGUAACUGUUCCAACCCAACUUUGUAUGUGGAAAAUAUAGAAAAUGUGUGCAACAUGACCAACAAUACUAUAGCAUGGUGUGCACAAAAUAUAAAGACAACAAGGCAAGCUGAUUAUAAAGCAUGUGAUGCCAAAUGCCCCCAGGCGUGUUAUGAACAAAGGUAUGAAAAAUCCAUUUCCAUGGCAGCUUGGCCCUCUUCUUCGUACGAGAAUCAACUAACACGUAGGGUGGAAAGUAGUAGCAGUAAUUUCAGAGGAUAUUCAAAAUUGGACUCAACAGAAUUUGUAAAACUACGCGUGUAUUUUCAAGAAUUGGUCUUCAAAAGAAUUGAAGAUAAGAAAUCAUAUGAGUCAAUGAAUUUGAUCAGUGAUAUUGGUGGUCAGUUGGGUCUAUGGCUGGGUUUAUCAGCGAUUACUAUUGGAGAACUCUGUAGCUUUUUGUUACUGGUCUGCAGAGUGGUGUACAGAAAGAUGUUACCAAGAAGAACAACUCCUAUAGAAAAAGUGAAACUAGAUAACGUAUCUUAAAGGAGCACUGUUGAGUAUAUCUCGUUACCGUUCAAAUGUGCUUUGACAAUAUUACAAUAUUCGAAGGUCAUCAACAAAAUAAUUAGUUACCUUGAAACGUAUUGCACAAUAUACGUUUGAAAGUAUAUACUGCCAGCUAGUAUACAGCUGUUGAGUAAACAUUCCUUAUAAACUGUUGGUCACUACGAUGACAUCGGCGUUUGAGAAAAUUCAGACUGUUUUCGAAAAUUGACUAAAUUGUUUUGCGACCAUGAAUAAAGAUUUCUUAGUUAAUUAUGAAUGGAUUAUAAUCAAAUUGGUGUAAAGUGAAUAAAGUAAAAACAGGCUUUAAGUACAUACCACUUCUAUAUUGUCAUUUUAACUAGACCAUGUUAACUCGGAAUAAGAAUGAAAACUUACAAAUUCCAUGUGGUUCUGUCUCCAUGGUAAAUUGCGUCGUUAAACAUGGCUGUAAUAUCAGGCAAUAUUCGUUCAAACAAAUAAAAAGACUAUCAAUAAUA
Molecule: messenger RNA, 2468 nt
Organism: Patella vulgata (common limpet)
Lineage: Eukaryota; Metazoa; Mollusca; Gastropoda; Patellidae
Product: degenerin-like protein asic-1
Exons: 11
Coding region: 241-1968 (575 amino acids)
Biological process (GO): sodium ion transmembrane transport
Cellular component (GO): membrane
Molecular function (GO): ligand-gated sodium channel activity
Source: RefSeq, a predicted model, not a curated record